Onychomys torridus (southern grasshopper mouse) is the source of this 4403-nucleotide messenger RNA. RefSeq names its product coiled-coil domain containing 17 (gene Ccdc17). The record is from RefSeq and is a predicted model, not a curated record. Bases 82 to 1797 code for a protein of 571 amino acids. NCBI's taxonomy places the organism in Eukaryota, Metazoa, Chordata, Mammalia, Rodentia, Cricetidae. The transcript has 13 exons.
CCUUUUCUCUGUUCUUUCUCGGCUCCUUUGCUACAUCCUCUGUAGGACUCCGCUGGUUUCAAGAAGGGAUCAUCACAUCCCAUGGCCAAUUACUCUAGGAAGUCAGGAUUUCUGACCUGUGAGUUCUGUGAUAUGGUUUUCCGCUCCUGGGCUUUGUUGGCUACCCAUACCCAGCGAUUCUGCAUUGGCCCGCUAACUCCGGAGAUUGUGGCACAAGAACAACAGAGCCGUUCAGAGCAGGAGGCCAGCAAAUCAGCUCUAAAGAUGUUGACAGAGGAGGUGCAACUGCUGAGGCUGUCGCUACAGGAAAUAAGUCCCUGGGCAACUGCGGGUCCCACCUCCCAGACUGCAGAGAGUCCUGGCGAGAGGCUGCGGACACUGCAGGGAAUCCGCGCCAGGCGCGUGGCGGAGACUGAAGCGCAAAGUCGGGCUCUGGAGCGCCGCAGCGAGGAACUAAAACGGCGCCUCCUUGGCGUAGCGGGACCCAGAGGAGGAUCAUCGGCGCCAUUCGGCCCGGAGCGCCAGCUCCGAGAACUCAGGGCCGAGGCCGACCGGACGCGCGGCGCGCUGCAAAUGCUGGGGGCGCGAGUCCUGGCGCUCCAGUCGCAGCCCAGCAUCCUACGGGAGUCUCUCAAGGAGGGGGAGUUCGGUCCGCUACCGGCCAAUCCGGGGACGCUGCCCGCUCAGAUCCGGGCUCUACGUGAGGCCUACGUGCGCGGUGGAGGCCGGGACCCCGGAGUUCUGGACAAAAUAUGUCAGCUGCAAGUGGAGGCGUCAGCCCUGGAGUUGAGGCGGUCGCAGAACCGCAAAGAAAAAUCAAGUGCCACCUCUGAAGAGCUUCUAGUAGUGGAAGCCGAAAACCGGCUUCUGGAGGCAGAGAUCAGGACCUUGCAGAAGAAGGGCCUGAGUCUGGCAUCCUGGGGACCCAGGGAACAUCAACUCCCUGAUCUCUGGUCACACGUGAGUAGAAGGAGCGAUAACCCCCUACUCCUGCCACCACUUACAAGUUCCAUAAAUGUACAGAACUUUCAUGGCACUUCAACGUGUGAGGAAAUACUUAAUGGAACCAUGACAAGGAACUUAGGUCUGGAUCGUCACUUCCUCCUACCUGCAUCUGAUGUUCUAGGCCCUGUGCCUUAUGAUCCUGGGGCUGGCCUUGUCAUUUUCUAUGACUUCCUGCGGGGCCUUGAUGCUUCUUGGGUUUGGGUGCAGCUAAUGACAAGCUUGACCCAGGAUGGACAGGAUAUAGGAGGGACCACAAUAUUGCCUCCAGCCCUUUGCCUACCGCCACCAUCAGAUCCUGGACCUAGGGGCAACUGUGCCAUCCUUGCAAGCAGGCAGCCUGUACCCAGGUUGCCUCCAUCCCCACUGAUAUCUUUGAUCUGUGAACUACAGGCCUGGCAGGGAGUUACAUGGCCACCACAACCAAAGGCUUGGGCCUCACUAUUGCUAUUUGACCAAGAUAAGCAUAUGCUUAGUGGCCGUUGGCGCCUCCCACUUAGGGUCCUUCCUCCUAAUUCCAAUCUCAGCCGUGUCCAGCUGAAUGAGAUUCCCCAGGCAGGUCAAGCUGAGCUCUUUCUGAGGCUGGUGAAUGCAAGAGAUGCAGAUGUUCAAACAUUGGCAGAGAUCAAUCCAGCAAGUGCCCAUGAAUACCAGUACCCACCACUGGUAUCAUCUUCAGUGGAAACCAGUUCCUUCGCCCACAGUUCUGGUUUUGCUGAUCCCCGACCUCUCACACAAGAGGCUUUUGUCAAUGUCAAGGAUAAAGAUGAGCACUUGAACUCCCACCAGUUUUGACCUAAACACAUCAGGUUUCUGAGGCAGAAGGCAGAUUUAGACCUGCAGCUUUUCUAAAUGAGGUCUGGAAAUAAUGAUAAAGUCCAACCAAGCCAACCAGGACUUUUUCUGCACCCGUUUUCCUUUUGUAAAGCAGAUUGAACAGUCAAUUAUUCACAGUAACUGCCUGGCAUUCAAAUUUCUAAAAAUAACUAGGCUUUGUUAAAGCCAGCUUUAUGGUCAAAUUUCAUUCUGCUCCCAGAUUCUAGACAGAAAUCUAUUCACAAUCAAGCUUCCAACCUACAGGAAACUCUUGAAGCAGGACAGAUGUCAACCAAGUAGAGGAUCAUAUACUGGAAUUGCAUUCUGGACCCAACACAGAUCCAGUCAGCAAAGAUCUUGUACUGGUCAUAUCAAGUCUGUUCCAAUGGGAAAGACGAUGGGGAAAAACACUUAGGACUCAAAAUAUAACAAUACAAAGACAUCUCAAGAAGACAGUUCAGAGACAGGAUGAGCCCAGCCUUUGUGACCAGCCCAGAGGAAUAAUCUGGUAAAAUGAGGACUGUCAUUCAGCACAACAGUCCUCAACAGUACAUUGACCCCACACUCUACUGCUUUAACAGCAAUGAGGGGAAUUAGUGUUUCAAUAGUGGCGUUUUAAAGAGCAAGUAUAAGACAGCUCUGUACUCACUUCAUGCACCCCAAUUGUCAGAGCCCAAUGGGAUGGCAUUAGCGCCUGACCACCAUCCCUCAACUAGACACCCAGAACUUGCCUUGCAGCUCUACCCCAUAUCCCACAGUGAGAUAUUCCAGGCAACCCAGGUCCCUUCCUGUAAAACCUUUCAAGCAUAAUUCCAGAACAAGGGCUGUUUUUUAAAAUUAGCAUAUUUAUUUUCAUAAGUCAAAACUGCAGACAAUAUAACAAUUCCAAUUAUUAACAUACUGCAACCUUUCUAUACAGAAAAGAACAAACUUUCUCCUCCUCCAUAUUCUUCCAGUCAUCCCCACCUCAAUCUGAGCCUUUCCAGUCAGACCUCCAGUCUUAGAUUUACAUAUCAACUGAUCUUCUGGGGAUCACUUCCCAUGUUUCCAUCAGUUUUUCCAGUAUAGGAUUAUGGCCUUAAUUGGAAACCAGAUGAACAGAAAAUGGGCACAACCCAAGACCUGAUUCAUAUUCCAUCAUCUACUUUCGGCACCAAACUGAUUUCUUUCUACCAGUUCUUGUUUGGCAGAUCCCUUCUAGAGACAGCACCACUGAAAGCGUGCAAGACAAUUGAAUUCAGCCAAGUAUUUGGAAGUAGAAACAUAGCACCAGUAGACAAUGAAGGGCUUCUAGCACACUUGAUCACCUCCACAUUAGUCAGGAAGUGGGUUGCCCAACAUCAAUACACAAAAUAAACACACACAACAAAAAUGUAGUGCCCCAAGAUUCCGCCAACAUUUAAGAAAAAAGCCAUCAAAGCCUUAGCUGUUGCCUACAAUCUUUAUUGAAGUUAUACAAAAAGAAUCCCCAAAAGUGAAAAAAUACAUUAUGUACAAAACCACUUUCCCUCAGGAGAAAGGUUCUGCUCCCUCUUAACAUGCAGUGCCUUCAACUGUAGCUGUAGACUCCACUGUCCCCUCUGUUGUUGCCGGGCUUUCAGCCUGAUUCUCAGCCUGAAAGACAAAGAACCUAGGUAUAACUUACCUUGACAUGAGCCAUCCCAUAAUAUAUACCUGAGCAGGCUUCAGUCAUAAGUCAACACUUUGACUGCACUUUGCUAUGGUAACAAGAACUACAAAGCCAGAAGUUCACACAUUACAUGGGAAGGAUACAGUCUUGCUUGCUUUUCUAUACAUUCAUUAGAGAAAUCAAAUAAAAUCCCUGUCAGGCAUCCUUUUACUUCAUAAGCAGAUAAAUUUCAGUACAGUCAUUUUCUGUGUCCAUAGGCACGUGGAAGGCCUACAGUUAAGACAACUGGCCAAGUCUUAACUCCCCACCUCAGCCUCCAUGCUUUCUGGAACGUCAUUCCCCCUGGGGACAGCAUCCCCACUGCCUCCAUUCAGCUCAGGCUCCUGUUUGGCUUUCUUUGCAUCCUCUUUCCGGGGGCUCUCUUCGUCUGGUUUCCUCUAGAGAGAGAAGUGUAAAGGCUUCAUAUUUAUCUUAACAAGACAAAUGCAAAAUAAUCCCAGAGCCCCCGUAGUCCCAAUAUCUGGAACAUACUGACUCACAGCUCUAUAGAUCUGCUGUUAUUAACAGGACAAUGCUGACCACUACCCAGGAAUAAACAGGUACAUGUAUUUUUAUCUUAAAUUUUCCCUAGUUGGGACACAGGCAAUUGGUGAGGGUGAGCAGUACAACUGAGUGUACAAACAGGUUACCCACUUUUACAGGAAACACGGAAGCAAAGAUUUACCACUCAGGGAAAGAAUUAUUGAUUGGGACUGUUGGCAAAUGUCAGCAAACCUAUGACUAAAGAAAAUCAGCCAGACCCUAAAAUAUAUUCACCUAAUCAAGCCUACUUAGCUUUCCAAAUAGCCUCCAGGCUAAGAAGCCCUGAGUUUGUUAAGUAAGGUAGUCUUAAGUGGAAAUGGUCCAUGCAAAGCCUUAGCCAUUUUAAAAAUGAGUGUUGUAGGGGGGUGGGGGA